GUGUAGCAGCAGGGCGGCAGCGGAGCUGAGUGCGGCCACAGCGGCCACACAACAGUCGUUCGGUGAAUGGCCAACCGAAUGAAAAGUGAACUGUUGUUUACUCACUGUUAUUUUGUCCUUUCUGGUUUAUUUGCGUAGAAUUUCGAAAAUGGGAGACCACAUUCUCGAGGAGCUCGAGGCCGCCGCGCGUGUGAUGUUGGCAGCUCCCAAUGUUGUCACAUCAGAGCAACGCCAUGCUGCUGAAGCUGUCUUCAUGAAAUUUCGGAAAACUAAAUCACCUUAUGAACUCUGCAAACAUAUUCUCCAGACCAGCAAAGUAGACUAUGUUUUAUUUGAAGCUGCUGGACUGGUCAAAGAAGCUGUGCUUCGUGAGUGGUCUCUCUUGACUGACGAAGAAAUAAAAUCACUUCAGCAAUAUCUUUUAAGUUAUGUAAUUGAAAACGCAACUCUCGCUGCCUUUGUGCGGGAAAGAAUUCUACAGGUAAUUGCCAUAAUGGUUAAAAGACGCAGUAGUGUACUAAUUGUGCCAGUUCCAGAGCGUACCAAACUUUUUGAUGAAAUUGAAAUGCUUGUUAUGAGUGGCGAUUUACCCAGGCAAGUUUUAGGUUGCAGCCUAAUGUUUGCAAUCAUGCAGGAGCAUGCUAUCACUGUGAAGUCAGCAGACAUAGGGCUGCGAUAUGAAGUACAUUAUAAAGUGAAAAAGAAUUUUGAGUCAACAGACUUGAAGCGCAUUUUUGAGUUUUGUCUUCGAGCUAUUACUGAAUUAAUUAAAGCAGAAAAGCCUUUCAACAAUACCGUGUGUGUGCUCAUGAAGCAGCUUCUAGCCAUUUUGGAGGGGGUCUUGACCUGGCAGUUUACCACAAGAAGACCGCUUUUUAAGAAGCUCGCUGGCUUAGUGGAAGUACGAUACGAAUUAGGGGACAACCCCUCGCUGUGUCCACCCAUGAAUUGGAAAAGUUGUUUGUUGCAGCCAAACAUCUUUUUUGAGAUCUAUUGGAACGUUCGAGACAAUCCUCAACUAGCCCACCAUGCACUCACCUGCUUAGUUCAGCUCGCAUCUCUACAUGGCAAAAUACUUUUAUCAAAAUCUGAUGAACUUGCCUACCUCACAGCGUAUAUUCAAUGCUUUUUAAAUCUUAUUUCAAGUGUUGAAAUAUUAGAUAGAGAAGCUCUUGGAAUCUCAAAUAUGGUGCGCAAGAUGUGGUUAUGUGCAUCACCUUCCUGGCUCACAGACAUUAACCAAGAUCUGCUAGUAAAUGUUCUGCAGCAGUUCACUCGUCUUACUUGCCAGUUUGGAGAGGGAGCAGCUCUUGAAGAGUCAAUGAAUGUUGAAGACACAUUGUACAUGGAAGCUUUUGAACACAUGUUGGGGGUUUGUGUUGGUAUAGUAAGGAAGGCAAGUGUCUUUCCCCCAGAUUUUUGCAUUCAGAUUUUCAACACCUACCUUAAGUGUCACUUAUCGCCACCUGAUGGAACGAGAGGUAUGGGCCAUGAGCUUGAAGCUGAAGAGAUAGGUGAAAUUGAAGAGGAUGAUCAAACCAAGUUCAAGGACCAGCUGCAGUCCCUUGGUGCACUUGGAAGACACGUACCUGGGCAUUCACUGCCCUUACUCUGCAAGUUACUGGAGGAACGUACAAGUCGUUUGCACGGACAGCUUCAGCGCAUGAGCCAACAAGCAAUGCAUAUAAGUGAUUCAAAUAUUUUAAACAACCUUAGUGAAGACAUUCACUGGCUCAUUUUAAUAUCAGGAAAUGUUAUAACUUGGGACAGUGAAGGAGAAACUCCACAGAUUCCAAGUGAGAUAAUCAAGCACAGUAUAUCUCAAUCAAGUUCGAUUAAUAUAGACACUACUAUGAAAGUUCUGGCUUCCCCUGAUCACCAUAUACUGGACAUUCCUGGAGCUGAACAGUCUUCAGAUCACAUUAUCAGACUCAUUGCAGCUCUUUUCCGACUCUGUGAAGUAGAAAAGAAGGCUGCUGAAGCUAAAUUGGGACAUUUACUUAGUCCAGAAGUUGGACGUUCACUUAUGUGGUGCUUGGAGAGAUGGUGUGGAUGCUACCUGCUUCCAGUUGAAACUUACUAUUCAGAGAUGAGCAUGGCUAUUAUGACUGCUUUUGGUGCUGAUACUGAAGGGGCCACUUGGACUGUUAACUUUCUUCUAAGAAAGAUUGAAUCCAAUUUGAAAUAUUUUAAUGCUGAACCUGAACUUGUAAAGGAAACAGUUGCUAUGUUUAGAUCUAUGGUCUCCACAAAAAAAAAGGCAGCCUGUGUUUUAAAAACUGAGGGUAUUCUAAACAUAGUUCAUCUGCAAGAAAAUUUGCCUGAGGGAACACUGCCACAGCAAGCCAAGAGAGGACUGUAUGCUGCACUUAUCCUCGCAGCAGCUGGCCUACCUGAAAAUAAUAGAGCUGAAUACUGGAAUCAAGUUCUCAAACCUAUACAAGAUAGAUUUAAGAGUAUUGUAUGCCAUGAGUGCUUUGCUAGAAACUAUCACGAAGAACGUGUCAAAUCAGCCAUUAUUGAAAUUUUAGAUCACUUUAUCGGUGUCGCUCAAGGAGCUCAAUGUGGCACUGCAGAGGCUAUUUUUCAGUACCUUGCUCCAGUUUUAUCUGAAUUUUCAACUUUAAUAGGACUUUACCACAACUAUCAAAAUGUUGUUGAACUCAUACUUGAGUUGCAUGUGGAAUCUGCUCGACAAAUACUCAGUUUUUUGGAUCAGGAAGAGAGCAGAAAAAUGUUUAAUGCAUGUUUGCAAACGAUUCAAACUUAUGCUCAAUGGAAUACAAAUCGUCUCUCCCUUGAGAAGGCUUCUGAAGAAGAAACAUUCAGAGACAUAUUGUUGCUUCUCCAACUCUUAAGGAAUCUGCUGUCCAAAGAUUAUCUAGAUCUGUACACAUCUUCAUCACCUGAAACACAGCAACCUGGUGUGGCUGCAUCUGAUGUUGUAAUAUAUGGGCUUAACAUAAUCAUGCCAUUGAUGACAGGAGACCUCCUUAAAUACCCACAAUUGUGUACUCAGUAUUACAAAACUAUAAUGUAUAUAGUGAUGAUGAUACCUGAAAAGGUUUGUUCCCUACCAUCUGAUCUUCUUAAGAGAAUGCUAGCUUCAGUUGAAGUUGGCUUGGUUUCUUUCGGUCAGGAAAUUAUGGAAUUAAGUUGUAGCUUCUUACACAGUUUUGGCACUAGCGUCCUUCAAAAUGUGCCGAAGGGAAGUGAAGUUUAUAUUGCGUUUCAACCCUUUCUCGGUAUAUUUUUAAACCUAAUCCUGUCAGAUCAAGUUCCUACAGAGCUUCAGUCUGCUGUAGGCUCAACAUUCUUUGUUCUGAUUUGCUGUUUUCCAGAAGACUACAAAGUAGCAGUCCAAACACUUCUGCACAACCAACCAGAUCCUUCUGUGGCUGAGAGAUUAGCAACAGCUUUCACAAACCUAACCGAAUCCAUUGAAUUAGAUAAUUGUGCAAGACCAAGAGAAAACCGUUGUAAUCGUGAUCGUUUUAGAGAGAACUUUGAAAAGUUUUGUUGGAAUAUUCAUGGUUUUCUUAAUAUUAAAUAAGACUGUUGUUGCCUUCGUUUUUUUUAAAGUUAUAGUCAGGGUGGUCCGGUACUGCUGAGGAGAUGUAAAUUAUUCAGGAGGUUUUUGAAAGACUGAUAGACUUCAUUUUGAAGUUAUGUUAUUCUUAAGGCUGUAUAUUUGUAUAUACCAUCAAUGCUUUGUAAAGAAAAGCAUCUUUACAUCUCAGCAUACUGUACGUAUAAUUUAGGAAUCAAUGUUCUCUAUGGUCUCAAUUUUCUGAAAUGUUUGCACAUUAUUGACUUGAUACGCUAGGACAAAAUAGUCUCAAACACUGACAAUUACUGUAUUAGGUCUCCUUGUGUGUAUGCUGAUUUUCCUACCAAGAGGGUUUUUUUAAUGCAGAUUUUAUUACUUCGAAUUAUGUACCUAGCUGCAAUGAUAAGUUAUAAAUUGUAGCAAGUUCAGUAUGAUAAGUGAGUUGCUUGCACUGAGCAACUCGCAAGUUGGUACCAAAUGUCCUUGGUACCCUUAAAUCAUCUUCGUACCUUGGUGUUCUCAGAUGUUUCUUUUCUGCUCUUGAUAGUGGCCUGUGUUAUUGACUAACAGUGGAUUAUAUUUAUUUUGGUGUAAUCUGUUUUUCUGUUUUGUGUGUACAAAGCCAAACAUUUGUUUUUCAAAGGGCUCAAUCCGCUUACAAGCUGUGUUGUAGAUUUUAAUUUCAGAGUUUUAGUUUUAGCUCCUAACAAUGUUGUGUGUCAUUCUGUAGAGAUAGAAGUCAUGACAAAGAAAAUACUAACUAGAAAAACAGUUGACCAUAAUAUUGUAUCUCUUUCAAAUUAAUUUUGGAACUUGUUAAGUAUGCUUUCAAAGCUCCCAAAUGUCAACUGCUCCCUGUGCCAUUUUCUAAUGAACUAUUACUCGUGCACUUGUGUUAUGUUGACUUUUUGACAAGUACAUGAAGUAUGCGUCAAUUCUUGUUCAAUCUUUCACUAGUUUAACUUGCUUUUUUAUCAAGGAACAGUUUUAGUUUUCUAUUUGAAAAUUUAUUUUCUAUUGGAGAACGGCCUGAAGCCUUUUUUUUUUAUUAUUUUGAAUUAGCCAUUCUAUGAUGUCAAGUCUGAUGUGGUGUAUGUAAAUAUGAGAAAAAUGUUUACCUCACACUUUGUCCAAUCUUACCUCAACACUUCUUAUUUGUCUUUAUUGAUACUUUUCUUGCAGUGAAGCCACAAUGUGAACCUAUUACAUUCAUUUUUGGACUCUUUCUCCCGGAAUGUGUUAAAAAUCUAAUCUAUUGUUCAUUGGUGAUCGCUGAUUGCUCAUUAGGUAUCAUGUAUCAAUGUUUUGUCUGUAAUUUCUCAUUCAUGAUCUUGAUAGCUAUGAGUACUAAAAUUCCUUUUUGUAUUGCAAUGUUAAGUAGAACUUAUGAAACACACUUGAUGUCACUAAGAUCUUUUCUUGCUAUUUUCAUUGUACCACAAUCUG
Molecule: messenger RNA, 4996 nt
Organism: Frankliniella occidentalis (western flower thrips)
Lineage: Eukaryota; Metazoa; Arthropoda; Insecta; Thysanoptera; Thripidae
Product: exportin-4
Exons: 19
Coding region: 149-3553 (1134 amino acids)
Biological process (GO): protein export from nucleus
Cellular component (GO): nuclear pore; cytoplasm
Molecular function (GO): nuclear export signal receptor activity
Source: RefSeq, a predicted model, not a curated record